UGUUUAACAAAUCUUUUUUUACGGUUUUGCUAUGUUAUAAAGCAAUGGUCAAUGCUUAGCUGUGCGCAUAUCCAAAUGCUGACUCAAGAAGCUAGAGUUGCACUUGGGUACGCUUGGUGCGACUCUUAAGCUUUUUUGGUGCUUAGAAACCUGCCGCGUGCACCCAGAAACUGGAUAUACGCACGCUAAGCAUUGACCAUUCCUCGAUUGGUAUACAUAAUACACUAUGACUUUCUAGCUUGUCUCGCAAAAAAAAACAAAAAAAAAAAAACAAAACAAAACAAAAAUCUAGUUUUCUUUCAGCAAAGUUUAUCACAGAAAACUAUUCAUAGCCGUCUGAUUACUGUGGGCACUGCUCUUGAAUUGUUAACUAAUUCAUCGAUGCUGAAUCAUUCACUGAAGCGUGCGCCCAAGAGAUUCUGUCCAGGGUAGACACGGGUACGCCGAACAUUGUCUGAUUUAUAAAAUGCGCAAGACCGUCAGAAAAAAUAUUUUGGUAUCCUGCAGAGCAGGCGUUCUUGUGCAGGCGUUCUUGUGAUGGCGUUCUUGUGAUGGCGUUCUUGUGAUGGGUUUGAGGAAGAAUCUGGGUUUUGGGGUUCCUGUUUCGACUACGUGCCCGCGAGAAAAAUGGGACCUUUCCGAAGAGUGGAACGCAUCUCAUUGCUCGGUUUCAAUUCAUGCUCUUUCCAAAUGUCCAAAGUUCCCCCAAAACCCACAAGAACGCCUGCUUUGCAGGCUAAUAUUUUGGGUCCGCAAUGUAUACGUCUUGUAAAACUUUCUUUGUAGCCGUAAUGUCGAUCAAAAUAUGUACGCAUAAACACUAAAUGGUGGCAUUUCUUGAAAAUCAAAAGAGCAAUUAUUUUAAGAAAAGGUCAAUUCAAUGUCGCAAUAUAAAACUUGGCUAUCUCGCUGUGUGGCAAUUAUGCUAUCGUGAUAGUCAACUUCUGUCUUUUGUCAGUAUGUCACCAGAUCCAAUCAAAUAUUCGUGGAGUUAACCUAGAUUGCUCUUAGAUUUAAUAUCAGUCUCGUUUUGGUGGCUGAAGAUAUACUCUUAAUGAAGUGCGUGUUGACACUUUGUUAAACGACGCCAUCCUAUGUUGAGCUAGUUUGCUAAUUUGGACAUCAUUCUCGGCUUUUUGCAAGAUUUUUUGUGUUUUGUCCGAUUCUUUCUAACGUUUUUGCAAACUCUCUUGCCAUCAUUUGCAGACUUUGUUCCAUCAGGGCAAAUCCAUCAGUUUAUAACGCUAAGUUUGAAUAUUGACUAGUCUAAUCAAAAGCAAAAUGGCAGACACCGGGUACGAGCUACAAGGUAGGGAAGACCACACGUCUCCAAGACCCGUAUGGAAAACCAGAGCCAUACUUGCACUGAAGAUUCUAUUGGUUGUAGUGGUGUUCUUCAUUGGCUUCGUAAUAGGAUACUUUGUCAUGAAAGGUUCUAUUCCGAAAGACCGAGCGGAAAGUUCGUCUAACACUGCAGCUGCAGAUUACAAUGAAUACGCCACAAGACUUGCGGAAUCACUUCAGGCAAAAAAUAUCGAGGAAUUCUCCAAGUAUUUUACCAAACAUCCUCACAUGGGAGGCACAAUGCAGAACGACAAACUGGCAUACUACAUUCGGGAUAAGUGGCUGUCUUACGAGUUUAACGUGGACUUGGUUCGCUAUGACGUGUUAUUGUCAAUGCCUCGUAAGGAUAAGCCAAACGCUGUCAAAGUGAUCAACACCACAAACAACGAUGUUCUUGUUAAUAUAGAGGGCCCUGAGAAAACCAAGGAAGCAAGCGAAAAUGAUUCUUCAGUGGCAUCACCUUUUCUCGCUUAUUCGCCUCCUGGUGACGUCAGCGGUGACCUGGUUUACGUCAAUUAUGGAAGAGUCGAAGACUUUGUUGAGCUCGAGGCUUUGGGACAAAACUGCUCAGGAAAGAUUGCAAUAAUGCGUUAUGGAAAGAUAUUUCGUGGUAAUAAGGUUGCAAAUGCUGAAAACUAUGGUGCAAAGGGUGCCAUUUUAUUCUCUGAUCCUGCUGACUCUGCUCCCGGGGGCGUCGACAACACAUUCCCUAAGUCAUGGUGGUUACCGGAGACUGGCUCCCAGAGAGGUAGUAUACUUGGAAUAAACGGUGAUCCAUUGACACCCGAUCUGCCAUCCAAAGAAGGUAUAUACAGAAUCCCAAGGAAUAAAGCCAAGGGAAUUCCAGGAAUACCAGCUCAACCAAUGGGAUACGGCGAUGCGAUUAAGCUACUCCGCAUAAUGACAGGACCCGAGGCACCAGCAGCAUGGAGAGGAGGCCUUGCCAUUACUUACAAACUCGGUCCAGGCUUUAACGACAGGAAUGUAACCCUGAGAUUGAUAGUAAACAACCAAUUCGUGGUUCGUCCAACGUAUAACGUGAUUGGUACCAUUAAUGGUAGGGAAGAACCAGACCGUGUGGUGUUGCUAGGCAACCAUCGUGACGCAUGGGUUUUUGGUGGAGUCGAUCCUUCAAGUGGGACAGCAGUUAUGAUGGAAUUGUCGCGUGGUAUUGGUGAGCUGAUGAAAACAAGCUGGAGGCCAAGGAGAACUAUCAUGUUUUGUAGCUGGGGGGCUGAAGAGUACGGGCUCAUAGGAUCAUGGGAAUGGGUGGAGGAAAAUCAAAAAUGGCUGGGAGAUAGAGCAGUUACUUACAUCAAUUUGGACUCGGCAGUAUCUGGCAAUUACUCCUUCUCUUCUAGUGGGAAUGCGUUAUUAACAGGUCUAAUUAUGGAGCAGGCGAAGAAAGCGACUGACCAAAACCAGGGCGUGUCCCUCUACGAGGCGUGGAAGAAGCGAAUUCCUGGAGAAGGCGGAAUGCCGCGUUUUGGGUCACUUGGUUCCGGUUCUGACUAUUCUCAUUUUGCGCAUUUCCUUGGAGUCCCAUCUAUUGAUAUAAGGUAUGUGUUCAGGUCGAUGAACGUCUCUGGCUACCCUGUUUACCAUUCGGUGCACGACACUUUCUAUUGGCAGAAAACAUUCACCGAUCCUUACUUUAAGUCUCACUUGACCGUAUCGCAAAUUGCCGCACGUAUCCUAGUUGCUGCCUCGGAUUCUCCCCUCUUGCCAUUCACUUUGGCCCCCUAUUCAGCAACACUAUUAUCUGGAUUCAAGAAUCUGAAAAAGAACGAAGGAGCUCGGCUUCAGUUACAUAACAUCACGUUAGACCAUCUGGAAGAGGCAAUUAAUACCUUCAAAAAUGCGACGGACGUCUUUGAAUCCAAAAUAAAAGAAAUGAAAGUGUCCAAGGACUUUGCGAAGAUAAGAGCUUUGAAUGAUCAAGUGAUGUUGCUAGAACGGACUUUCAUCUGGCCUUAUGGGUUGCCCGGCCGCUCUGAUGUCCGUCACGUGAUCUUUGCUCCUUCCUUACACAACCAGUAUGGUUCUUCGACAUUUCCUGGAAUUGGUGAUGUGCUGUUCGACAUUGUCAAGACAGGCAACUGGCAGGAGGUGAAACGCCAGAUCUCGAUCAUUACCUACAGCAUUCGAGCAGCUUCCAAGGCUGUUGGAUGGAUGUAUUAGUCAAGUCUGCGUCCCCCCUACCCACCCCCCAACUAGUUUAGCUUGAUCCUUGCCCUAAUGGUUAUCAUACAUGUUCACUAGAGAUUCCAGUUGCUGAACCAUCCAAAAAUGGAUGGUGCACGCUGAACUAGUGCAUGAUUAAGUAGCGCGCGCUAUGUAAUGAAGAUUUCGUAAGAGCAAAAUUUGAAUUUUUCUCUGAUAAACAAAUAAUUCUUACGGUUUUGCUAUGUUAUAAAAGCAAUGACCAAUGCUUAGCUGUGCGUAUAUCCAGUUCUAGAUGCACUUGGGAGGUUGAUUAAGCACUCCGGAAGUUAGAGUUGCACUUGGCUAUACGCUUGGUGCUACUCUUAAGCCUGGUUUCCAUAUGAUCGCUCACGAUCGCCCUAUCGCUGAACACUCGACGAAAAAAUGGAUUUGUCAUGUAGGCAAACAUAUAGACAAAUAUAUGGGCAAAUAUCAUA
Molecule: messenger RNA, 3986 nt
Organism: Actinia tenebrosa (Australian red waratah sea anemone)
Lineage: Eukaryota; Metazoa; Cnidaria; Anthozoa; Actiniaria; Actiniidae
Product: glutamate carboxypeptidase 2-like
Molecular function (GO): carboxypeptidase activity
Source: RefSeq, a predicted model, not a curated record